AUGUCUGAUAAGUUCAAUGGAUUCAGUCAAGACGAAAUAAAUCGUGUUUCGGGCCAAAAGAACAAAAAACUUCCAAUCGAUAAUGGCAUUAAACCAGCAACAUUUCGUGGACACGGUGGCAUCAGACGAAUGCCAGACAAAAGUGAAAUCAAUCGCCUCCAGAAAAUGCAAAAUAACAUGGCAGCAAAUAAAAGAAAUCUAACAGAUAAAAUUCAACAGAUGGACACCAAUGAUUCCAUGGAAGAGAUCAAUUUGGAUGGCAGUCUGUCCAAGUCAAUAGAAGAAGCUUUAUUCUAUAAACCGCCUGUGAAAUCACAACAACAACAGUCGAACGAAUCCAAAACACCAACUACCAAUACAACAGCAAGAACACCAACAUUGACAACGUCACGUCCAAAUAUUGCUGCUGGUCAGCCAUAUACUCACAAAGAAUUAGAAUCACAGCAACAACAACAAACACAGCAAACAUCAAGCAAUACUUCUUCCAUAUUGAAAUUAAAUUUGGAAGAUGAAAGCAAAAUAUCUUCAACAAGUUCCAAUGGCAAUAGCAUGGAAGAUGUUGAUGAUUCGUCUAUUUUACCAUCAUCAUCUACAAAUGGAAAACCUACCGAUGCCUUUGUCCCGCCAAGUUCAUUAAAUGUACAAUCACCAUUCCGUGGAAUAUCAUUGAAAGAUUUUGAAUCGCAUCGAAAAAUGAUUGAAGAACAAAAUCGUCAGAAAAAAGAUCUACUCUAUAAAGUUAUUGAACAGCAUUCUCAAAAAACUGCCGCAGAAGCGCGAAAAAUUGAAGAAAUCAAAGCUGAGCUUUCCAAAUUGGACAACGAUUUAGCAGUCGAUGUAGCCGUACUGAGGAAACAAAUUGAAGCAGCCUGUAUACAUUUCUCAAAUGUCGAAAAAAAUUAUUUAAAAAUUGAGGCACAAUUCCUGAAAGCCAAAAUGGAUUUACACAAUGCUUCAGAGAAAAAGGAACUGUUAACAGAACAUUUGUGUACUGUUAUAGCCCACAAUGAAGAUCGUAAAGCACAAAAGUUAACAGAACUAAUGGAAAAAGUUGGCUUAUCCUCUCCCAAUAAUGGCGAAUAUGAACCCCCAAGUUCAACAUCAAAGUGA
Molecule: messenger RNA, 1110 nt
Organism: Musca vetustissima
Lineage: Eukaryota; Metazoa; Arthropoda; Insecta; Diptera; Muscidae
Gene: Gorab
Product: RAB6-interacting golgin
Exons: 4
Coding region: 1-1110 (369 amino acids)
Biological process (GO): non-motile cilium assembly
Source: RefSeq, a predicted model, not a curated record